GGGACCAUUUUAGUGCUCCGGCAGUAACAACAGUAACCAAUAAGCAAAAAGCUCUAGUUCACGUGAUGUACAUUCAGCCUAUCAAGCUCCUGAUAUUCCUGAAUGCGCUCAUUUCCGCUCUUGUCGCUUUCUUUCUCGACAAGAUGGCCACGCCGGCGGUAUCGGCAAGUGCUCCUCCUGCCGCGCCAGCUCCGGCCCCGGCGGCGGCCCCAGUCUCGGCCCCAACCUCAGUCCCAGCCCCAGUGCCAACGCCAGCACCAGCUGCGGCUCCGUCUUCCGCUGGGACUCCAGCCUCAUCCUCAGACCCUGCGGCAGGAGCGGUUACUACUGCGGCUCCUGGCCAGACCUCGGCCUCAGCGCAAGCUCCGGCGCAGACCCCAGCGCUCGCUCUGCCUGGUCCCGCUCUCCCAGGGCCCUUCCCCGGCGGCCGCGUGGUCAGGCUGCACCCAGUCAUUUUGGCCUCCAUUGUGGACAGCUACGAGCAACGCAACGAGGGUGCUGCCCGAGUUAUCGGUACCCUGCUGGGAACGGUCGACAAACACUCAGUGGAGGUCACCAAUUGCUUUUCAGUGCCACACAAUGAGUCAGAAGAUGAAGUGGCUGUUGACAUGGAAUUUGCUAAGAACAUGUAUGAACUGCAUAAAAAAGUUUCUCCAAAUGAACUCAUCCUGGGCUGGUACGCUACAGGCCAUGACAUCACAGAGCACUCUGUGCUGAUCCAUGAGUACUACAGCCGGGAGGCCCCCAACCCCAUCCACCUCACUGUGGACACAAGUCUCCAGAACGGCCGCAUGAGCAUCAAAGCCUAUGUCAGCACUUUAAUGGGUGUCCCCGGGAGGACCAUGGGAGUGAUGUUCACACCUCUGACAGUGAAAUAUGCAUACUAUGACACUGAACGAAUUGGAGUUGACCUGAUUAUGAAGACGUGCUUUAGCCCCAACCGAGUGAUUGGACUCUCAAGUGACUUGCAGCAAGUAGGAGGGGCAUCAGCUCGCAUCCAGGAUGCACUGAGCACGGUGUUGCAAUACGCAGAGGAUGUGCUGUCUGGAAAGGUGUCAGCUGACAAUACUGUGGGCCGAUUCCUGAUGAGCCUGGUUAACCAAGUACCCAAAAUAGUUCCUGAUGACUUUGAGACCAUGCUUAACAGCAACAUCAAUGACCUGCUGAUGGUGACCUACCUGGCCAACCUCACACAGUCACAGAUUGCCCUCAAUGAGAAACUUGUAAACCUGUGAAUGGGCCCCGGGCAGUAUACCUGCCAGUCUGGGUCUCAACCCCAGGACUCAGAAGUGAAGGAAAAUGGGCUUUUUGUGGUCUUGAGUCACACUGAGGCAGUCAACUACCUGUGACUCUAAUAAACAUAGCCUACCUUUUGUAAGUUAGUUUCAUCUUACGUGAGUUUAUUGCCGGGUGGAAGGGAGGAAAAUGUUUUAGAUCACACAGAAACCAGGAAGUAACUAUUAUAGGUGGAGAAGCUGGUUAUGUGUUUGGCAUGUUAGUGCUUUACCAAACUGUUCUUUUGGUUUUCAAUAUGGAAAGGUGUCCUUUGGCAAAACUGAAUCUUUUCUUGAAGAUUCAUGUGAUUUCUACAGGAAAUGAAAAUAAGAAUCCAUGGAGAAAAAA
Molecule: messenger RNA, 1623 nt
Organism: Cebus imitator (Panamanian white-faced capuchin)
Lineage: Eukaryota; Metazoa; Chordata; Mammalia; Primates; Cebidae
Gene: EIF3F
Product: eukaryotic translation initiation factor 3 subunit F
Exons: 8
Coding region: 66-1235 (389 amino acids)
Biological process (GO): translational initiation
Cellular component (GO): eukaryotic translation initiation factor 3 complex, eIF3m
Molecular function (GO): translation initiation factor binding; metallopeptidase activity; translation initiation factor activity
Source: RefSeq, a predicted model, not a curated record